Messenger RNA from Propithecus coquereli (Coquerel's sifaka), 2238 nucleotides. Its product is annotated as putative tRNA (cytidine(32)/guanosine(34)-2'-O)-methyltransferase. Lineage: Eukaryota; Metazoa; Chordata; Mammalia; Primates; Indriidae. The record is from RefSeq and is a predicted model, not a curated record. Gene Ontology annotation, molecular function: tRNA methyltransferase activity. Gene Ontology annotation, cellular component: cytoplasm. The coding region runs from base 179 to 1144 and encodes 321 amino acids. Gene Ontology annotation, biological process: cytoplasmic translation; tRNA methylation. The transcript has 2 exons.
GACGACCCCGGCUGGUUGUUCUGGGUGCCGCUGGCUCGUGCUGCUAUCAGACCAACCUCCUUCCUCCAGCUUCUCCUUGUUCCGAAAGCUACGAGGUAGGUGGUAGCCCACUCACCUUGUUACUGAUACUUGGUGGCAUCAGCUGACUGUUGGCAGGUCCUUGAGCAAACUGUGUGAGAUGGGACGGACGUCGAAGGACAAGCGGGAUGUCUACUACCGUCUGGCGAAGGAGAAUGGCUGGCGUGCCCGCAGCGCCUUCAAGCUGCUACAACUUGAUGAAGAAUUCCAGCUCUUCCAAGGUGUGACACGGGCAGUUGACCUAUGUGCAGCCCCGGGCAGCUGGAGCCAAGUGCUGAGCCAGAAGAUUGGGGGCCAGGGGUCUGGCCACGUGGUGGCUGUGGACCUGCAGGCUAUGGCUCCACUACCAGGUGUUUUACAGAUCCAAGGAGAUAUCACCCAGCUGUCCACUGCCAAGGAGAUCAUCCAGCACUUUGAGGGCUGCCCCGCAGACCUAGUAGUGUGUGAUGGGGCUCCCGAUGUAACUGGCCUCCAUGAUGUUGAUGAGUAUAUGCAGGCCCAGCUCCUCCUGGCCGCUCUGAACAUUGCUACACAUGUCUUGAAGCCAGGGGGCUGCUUUGUGGCCAAGAUAUUCCGAGGCCGGGAUGUGACGCUCCUCUACAGCCAGCUGCGUGUCUUCUUCUCCAGUGUGCUUUGUGCCAAGCCCAGGAGCAGCCGGAACUCCAGCAUCGAGGCCUUUGCUGUCUGUCAGGGUUAUGACCCUCCUGAGGGCUUCAUGCCGGACCUGACCAAACCCCUGCUGGAUCACUCUUACGACCCAGAUUUCAACCAGCUAGACGGUCCCACCCGCGUCAUUGUGCCUUUUGUGACCUGUGGGGACCUGAGCUCCUAUGAUUCAGACCGAAGUUACCCAUUGGAUCUAGAGGAUGGCUCAGAGUACAAGUAUACUCCGCCCACACAACCCCCCAUCUCGCCACCAUACCAGGAGGCUUGCACAUUGAAGAAGAAGGGGCAGCUGGCCAAGGAGAUCCGCCCCCAGGACUGCCCCCCCAGCAGAGUGGAUGCGUUGCCCCAGCCCCUGGCCGCCCCUGAGAUGGAAGACAAUGAAAUGAAUUAUUCACCUUAACCCAUUAAGCUGGCAUGCUGAUACAACUCAGAAACUGCUUGCUAUCAGGAAAAUCAGAACUUGGGUUGACGAAUUUGUUUUCAAAUAUCUCAUCAAUGGGACCUGAAUGAACAAGCCCUGAGUAGGAAUCUGCAACAAUCACCAUGAAGAUAACAAGGAAAGAAACACUGCAGAAGUCUGUGAUGCAAUGGGAAUUCUUGAGUGAGGUCUUAACCUCCUCUCUGAACUUCAUCAGGGAUGUCCUGACAUGUCCAGAAUUUCCCCUGGAAGCAGAAGUAUCCAUGAACUUGAUGGAGGAAAAUGUUACAUCUUUAUUUUCACUAAUGUACCAGAAAUUUAGCCUUACUCUUAGUUAUAAAUGCUGGCAACAAAUGGCCAUAGUAAAAGCAGUACCUGUAAUUUUCCCACCAAUACAAAUCUGUUCCUUUUUAUGUUAUGUUACAGUUGUUGUAGGCAUCUUGAUAUAUAGUUCACAUUCAUCACCGCUUGGCAUGGCAGAUCUUAUAAUUUGAUGUACUAACAAAAUAGCCUAUGUAUUACUGCAAAAAAAAAAAAAAAAAGAAUGAGAUAGCCAAAUGUGAUUCUGAGGCAUACUUGCUUAGACAGAGAUACAAACUAAACAAUGUUUAGUUUACACAAUGUAAAUAUACUUUUAUACUGAGUGCUCUACUUUCAAAGCUUUUUAAUAUUCACUUUCCUCUGAACUAAUCACGAUAGAUAUUACCCCCAUUUUAGAGAAUAAAUGAGUGAAGUGUUUGAGGUAGUUUUUCUGAAGUGAUUUUCAUUAUGUAAUACUAAGUAUCGUGUUCCCAUUGUGUGUUGUGGUUUGAAUAUUUGUGUCUCCUCCAAAAUUCAUAGGUUGAAACCAAAUUCCCAAUGUGAUAGUAGUAUUGGUAGGUGGGUGCUUUAAGAUGUAAUUAACUCUGCCCUCAUGGAUGGAUUAAUGCCAUUAUAAAAAGGGCUUGAAGUGCUAUCUCUUUGCCCUUUUGUCUUCUGUCUUGUGAGGAUGGAGACACAGCGUUCCAGGCAUUGUCUUUGAAGCAGAAUCAGCAAACCUUUUGGCACCCUUGAUAAUGUACUUCCCAGCCUCCAGA